Penicillium cataractarum is the source of this 357-nucleotide messenger RNA. RefSeq lists its product as uncharacterized. The transcript has a single exon. The record is from RefSeq and is a predicted model, not a curated record. The coding region runs from base 1 to 357 and encodes 118 amino acids. Lineage: Eukaryota; Fungi; Ascomycota; Eurotiomycetes; Eurotiales; Aspergillaceae.
AUGUCUACCGACUGGUCUCUCGACUUCUGUCUCGUCUGUGAUCGCCAGACCUCCGGCGGUCCCUACUGCUCACAGACCUGCCGACUCGCUGAGUUGGAUCGUACAUCGGGCGAGGACGAGCAAUCCUCUCCCAAGCCUCGAGAGGGCGCAACUCACUCUCGAUCCUCUACCCUCGACUCCAUCGAUUCCCGAUCGGCUCGCAGCCUAUCAGCCUCGUCAUCGCAAACCUCACUAUCCUCUCUGCGGAGUCAUGCCUCCAAUGCCGCUCUCUCCGGUCAUCUUCAAGAGGAACUGCGAGACUACGCCAGCUGCUUCGAUCAUGUUCGAGAUCUCAAGCGACGAAUGACUUCCUCCUAA